Molecule: messenger RNA, 1053 nt
Organism: Fraxinus pennsylvanica
Lineage: Eukaryota; Viridiplantae; Streptophyta; Magnoliopsida; Lamiales; Oleaceae
Source: the annotation of a GenBank genome assembly
AUGGUAGUGGAAGCACUGAAUUUCAUGGCCUCUACGUAUACAAACCUCUCCUGUUACGUGCCUUCAAUUCCCAAACGAUCCUCCACACGCAAUUUUUCUUCAUCCGUUUAUCCCUCGAACACUUGUGGGUACAGUGGAAUUUCCCAUCACAAAGCCAUUUCGAGCUCGAGAACGCAUGCCAAGUUUGAGAAAUUCCAAGGCCAAGAAAAUCCGGAAGAGUUCACAGAGUUGUCUUCUUUAGACCCAGAGCCAAUUCAAGAAGAUGAAGAAAGAGAAGAAGAAGAUGACAGUUGCUUGCCGUCAAAUUUGGAGGGUGCGGUUCAACAGUCGGGCCUAGCAACUGCGGAUUUUGUUUCCUCUGGAGGAAUGAGAGCCAUAGUUGAAUUGUUAAUCCCACAGCUGCAGUUUCUUGACGAUGAAGGAGCUCAAGCUGAACUGUGGGGGGUGUCAAAGAUAUUCUUAGAUACACUUAUUGAAGAAACGGGAGGCCAGAGAGUUAAAGCUGUAUUUCCGGAUGCUGGUGCUGCUGCCCUUCUAAAGUAUCAGUGGAAAGAUGCUACCUUUGGUUUCUCCAGUUUAGGUGACCGGAAGCCCGUGGACUCUGAAGAUGAAAUUGUAGUGAUGGUGGUUCCUGAUUAUCAGAUGCUGGAAUACGUCCAAAAAAUUGCAUCUUAUCUCUCAGACGAUCCGCCUAGGCCUCUUAUCAUGUGGAACCCACGUCUUGUUAGUGAGGAUGUUGGAGUCGGAAUUAAUGUUCGCCGAUUACGCAGGAACUUUUUAAGCACUUUCACGGUCGUAUAUUCAAUGAGGCCCCUUCCUUCUGGUGCUGUGUUUAGAUGCUAUCCCGGAUUAUGGAAAGUGUUUUACGAUGAUAAGGAGAGGCCUAACAGAUACCUUCUUGCCAAGGAACAGAUAAGCCGUCCUGAUUCAGAAGAACUUGAGAUAAUAUUUGGAGGAAUCGGAAACCAGGAAGAGAAAGGAACGUCUUUGUUUGAUCAAGCCGCAGGCAUCUUCUCCUCGUUAAACCGGUUCAUGAAAGUCAUUUCAAAGUAA